This is a messenger RNA of Clupea harengus (Atlantic herring), 1134 nucleotides long. Its product is annotated as CDC42 small effector protein 2. Gene Ontology annotation, cellular component: plasma membrane. Gene Ontology annotation, biological process: regulation of Rho protein signal transduction. Lineage: Eukaryota; Metazoa; Chordata; Actinopteri; Clupeiformes; Clupeidae. The record is from RefSeq and is a predicted model, not a curated record. Gene Ontology annotation, molecular function: small GTPase binding.
UGUUGGAUGCCCUGCUUCCCAGCUGUCCCUGCGCUUGUGCAACUCAACAAGGAGGGGCAUCUGUUACUUCUCAACUUCACGGAAGUUAGCAUGCUAGGCGUAUGACUAGCGUUGUUUCAAGCUCAGGUCUGUGGAAACAUCGUUUGUGUUAGGCCUCAAGUGUGUAUCGUACUGAGGAGGUACUUUUUCUAUGGCCCUUGUCUGCAAUCAGCUUCCGGCAUAAGCUUGCGGUAGCAGUUGUGCAGCUCUAACAGGAAGACAGGCGAAGAGAUUGAGGAAGUUGCUGCUUUGUGACGUCCUUCGGUUCAUCAUGACUGAAUUCUGGAUCUGCUUCAGCUGCUGUAUUGCUGAACAACCUCAGCCUAAGAGAAGGAGACGGAUUGAUCGAUCCAUGAUUGGGGAGCCCACAAACUUUGUUCAUACCACACAUGUGGGCUCUGGAGAAUCGGGCACGGCGGUUGGAUCGGCGGACACGGUUCAACAACAGAUGAGGUCCAAAGGUGGUUACGGAAAUGGUGUGUCUGAUGGUGUCCAAAUAUAGUCAAGUUGAAACAAGGCAAAGGAAACUACUGAUGAACAAGGGGCCAUUUUGAAAGCAGAAAUGUUCUCCGCUCAGAUUGUAGAGCAAAAAAACCUCUGGUAUUGAAGAAGUUGUAUAUUUUUUAUACUGAAAGCACUGCAAUACAUUCUUUGCUAUGCUGGUUGCACUGUACAAAUAGAUUACUUAGCUGAAUGCCUGUUGAGGUUGUGUUUAUGUAUGAGAAGGGUUUUUUGUUUUCUUGCUGUCUUUUUUUUUUUCUUUUUAGAUUUAUUUGUGGGUGCAUAUUUAUUUUUGAAGUCAUCAAGCAAUUGGUUUUGAUAUUGUGGCUGGGCCACUAAAGAUAUUGAGCCACAUUUUCAUGAUGUUCAUUUUUAAAGUCAUGUCAUAGAACAGUUUUAUGAACAGAGCCACUUGAAUUUUCUAUUAUACAAAAAAUGUCAGGGUCGCAGAUUUUAUGUAGAAUUUUGCAGAUGGUAGAAUACACUGUUAUUAAAUGCCCAUUGGCAAAUUGAGUAUACUUCAUAAAUGUAUUUUUGUAAAAAUCCUGGUAUUUGUUUUCUCCUCUGAUGUUCAAAUAAAGUACUUUAAAUUAA